AUGGACAUUCUCCAGCGGGACCAGCAUUACCCCGUUCCAAAGGGGGCGUCUGAUAUCCUCGGGGUGGAAUUUGCGGGUGUUGUGGAGGAAGUUGGUCCAAAGGUGGAGAGGUACAAGAAGGGGGAUAGGGUUUUUGGACUCGUCUAUGGGGGUGCCUACGCAGAGUAUGUGACAAUUUCGGAACACAUGGCAAUGUCCAUUCCGGAACAGUUUACCUUUCAACAAGCGACUGCCAUUCCUGAGGUUUGGUUCACGGCAUAUCAGGCUUUGUUUCUGAUCAACGAUCUCAAAGAAGGCGAGGAUGUCCUCAUCCAUGCUGGAGCCAGUGGUGUGGGGUUAUCUGCUAUUCAACUUGCCAAAAAGGCCAAGGCAAAACACAUCAUUGUAACAGCCGGACACGAAGACAAGCUCGCAUUCUGCAAAUCCCUCGGAGCAACCGACGGUGUCAAUUACAAAAAAGAAGACUUUCAACAAAAGGUGCAAGAAAUCACAAACGGAAAGGGUGUCAAUGCCAUUGUAGACUUUAUCGGAGCGGGGUACUGGGAUAAAAACCUGGCUUCUUUGGCAGUGGAUGGGCGUAUGGUCCUCUUGGCUUUCUUGCAAGGUAAAUCCAAUAUGGCACCUAUCCUUCUCAAACGACUCAAGAUUCAAGGAUCCACGCUUCGCUCCCGUUCACUAGAAUACCAAAUCGCUCUGCGAAACCAUAUUGAAAAAGAGGUCCUACCGGGCCUUGUCGAUGGAAGUUUGAAAUUGAUUAUUGAUAAGGAAUUUGGAUGGGAGGACAUUGCUGAGGCUCAUAGGUACAUGGAAAGUAAUCAGAGUAUGGGGAAAAUCGUUGUAAAUGUCACCAAGUGA
Molecule: messenger RNA, 855 nt
Organism: Spizellomyces punctatus DAOM BR117
Lineage: Eukaryota; Fungi; Chytridiomycota; Chytridiomycetes; Spizellomycetales; Spizellomycetaceae
Exons: 11
Coding region: 1-855 (284 amino acids)
Molecular function (GO): oxidoreductase activity
Source: RefSeq, a predicted model, not a curated record